UCAGUCACAACUGCGCGAUUCUAAACUAAACGUAAGAGUUCGGUCGUGGAGGGAUCACAACUGCAUCAUGUGGAUGGUGCUAGUGCUAGUUGCUGUGCUGGUCAGUGCCUUGCUACUAUAUCGGAACUAUGGCCGAGCAUACGUGGUGUCGAGCCAGUAUGGCGGGCCACCAGCUUGGCCGAUUCUUGGUAACGGUUUGUGGUUCCUCAACAAAUCGCCCGUAGAUUUCGUGAAAAUAGUUAACGAUCUCGUCGCUGUAUACGGAGAUACCUUCCGUUUCUGGCAAGGACCGCAGUUCACACUUUAUGUGGCCAAUCCCACUCUAAUUGAGGGUAUCCUGACCAAUCGCCACCUGACGGACAAGUCCAGCGAGUACGGCUACCUUUCCAACUGGCUGGGUGAUGGACUGCUACUAAGCAAACGUCAUAAAUGGCAUUCCCGACGGAAGGCUAUCACUCCGGCCUUUCAUUUCAAAAUUUUAGAACAGUUCGUAGAAGUGUUUGACAGAAAUUCGACUGUGCUCGUCGACGUAUUGGAUCGGUACGCCGAUAGUGGUACUACUUUCGAUGUAUUUCCGUUCAUAUUGCUCUACGCGUUGGAUGUAAUUUGCGAAUCGGCAAUGGGAACCUCUGUGAAAGCCCUCCAAAAUGCUGAUUCCGAAUACGUGCUAGCAGUCAAAGAAGCAGCCAACAUCUCCAUCAGACGCAUGUUCGAUUUUGUUCGUCGAACGUCGUUUUUCUAUCUCACCCCGAGCUACCUGCGAUUGAGAAAAAUGUUGAAAAUCCUCCACGGUUACACCGACAAUGUUAUUAUUUCCCGACGGAAGCAAUUGAUGCAUCACAGUAAAAUGGAAGUUUCCAGGUUGGAGUCCAACGAAUCUAUUGAUUUGGGAGUGAAAACGCGGGUGGCUUUCCUAGAUCUUCUACUUCAAACUCGAAUCGAUGGGAAGCCUUUGACCGAUCUGGAAAUUAGAGAGGAGGUGGACACUUUUAUGUUCGAGGGCCACGAUACUACGACAUCCGCGGUAUCUUUCACCAUAUACAACCUGGCCAAGUAUCCAGCUGUCCAGCAGAAAGCUUACGAUGAAGUGAUAGCCGUAAUUGGAGAUGAUCCAACAAAAGAGAUCGAACUUUCCCAUCUGCAAGAUCUCAGCUACUUAGAGAUGACAAUCAAAGAAACGCUUCGACUUUAUCCAUCCGUUCCGCUCAUCGGUCGACGAUGCAUCGAGGAGGUUACCAUCGAAGGUAGAACGAUUCCGGCUGGAGCUAACAUUAUCAUCGGAAUUCACACCAUGGGUCGAGACCCGAACUAUUUUGAAAACCCACUACAAUUUAUUCCGGAACGGUUCGGAGGUGAAAUGUCGUUGGAAAAGUUUAACCCGUACAAAUUUAUUCCAUUCAGUGCGGGACCCAGAAAUUGUAUCGGACAAAAAUUCGCUAUCAACGAAAUGAAGAGCGUGAUAUCGAAACUUUUGCGAUACUACGAAUUUAGCCUGCCGGCAAACAGCGACGUACCCUUACUGGCAUCUGAACUGAUUCUGAAACCUCACCACGGAAUCCCGUUGCAGAUCCGACGCAGAGAGAACAAACGAAUGUAGAAUUAGCUUUCAACAAAUACGACGAAUAUUUCAAUCCCGGUGUGAUUGAAUAUGGUUAACUAAAAACAGCUAAUAAAAUAAACCAGUUCUUGGUUGUAGGAUGGAAAGGAUAUUUUAGUGCCGAGAGCAAAUAUUAAUGCCAUAUUUUUAAUACAAAAAAUUUAGUUGUUACUUCGCUCACCAUUCAAAUAUCUACUGAUCCAGCAUAUAUAAUAAAUUCACAAGAUAUUAACGGUAAAAAUUUCCAAUCGCCCUUAAAAACUUGAAUAAACAAAUGAUGAAUGUGUCUCAGCAGUAAAAUUCGAUUGCCGAUAGCUUCAGGUCAAUUAAUAUUAGACCCAGUAUUCGCGAGACGGACCAAUUACUGAAUGUGAAAAAUUUAAACCUUGGUGGCAUACAGAAGUCGUCUUUAUUCAGUUCCAUCAUAUCAAGCAUACGAUACUCCAAUAUUGCAAAGCAACCCAAACAUGAUAACGUUUGGAUCAAGUUCUUCCUGUAUAUAGACGAUGAUAAAAGCGAGGAACGAUAACACGAUCUUUCACUGCGUACUUUCGCCAUGACCAUUACAUUACCCACUUGUGCUAUUGAGAUAUCUAUAUAGGUUGAAGUUUCAGCUGAGAUUUUCGAGGCUAUCUCAGUUCAAACUUCAACCAUCUGGGCAUCUUUGAAAAAAGCAUGAAAAUCAUUUGGGACAUUGCUAGAAUUUCACUAUCUGAUUUUCAUGAAGAUUGUUCCAUUUUUGUGCUUUUUUAUUUUCAAAGAUGGCCGCUUUACGAGGCUUUCUCACUUGAACCUUAAAUAUGCUCCUCUGAGAUCUCGCAUUUUUACACUGCCACUCUUCAGACCAGUUGCCACCAAAAUGCAUGUGUAUACGAUUUAUUUUCUUCCAAAAUCAAACGUCAAAAAGGCUCAAUAUAAAUCCAGCUUGAAAAGUCCAUAAAAAUCGAAGGAUGAAUAGUGUGAUGUACGUCACCAUUACCCUAGUUGUCCUAGUUAUGUGAGGCCACCCUAUUGAGUUAACAAAACUAAAAUUCUUGAACCAACCAACCAUUCUUUAGGAGCACUGCUAGAUUUUCUCAAUGGAAUGAAAUGUUAUCAAUUUUUUUUUGCUUUUCUCUCCGCGUGUCUCUCCCUCUGGGGAUCACAAUAUUACCCCUACCAAAUUAAUCUAAAUUCAUGAAAAAUGAACGUUUGAAGCAGAAAAGCCGGUUUCAUUGGGUGCGACCAAUGUAGGCAGGCUCGGAUGAUAAUCGAUGGUUAGACCUGUCCGCACAUUACCCUGCAUAUGGUCGUCUAUUUCUGUGCGUACUUACUCUUUUCGCUUGCACAGAUCAAUCAGUACAAUACAUCCGCACUUCUCCUGCUACCAAAGUCAGUUACGAUAAUGUAAGUUGCUUUCAAGUAGGGUAAAAAAGGUAUUUUAGCCCACUUUAGGAAGUCGAUUCGUAAUUUUGCGAAACAAAUACGGUUGGAUUGUUAAGUUUGGCAUAACUUCAAAUGUAAAACAUGAAGCUGCAUCUUCUUGCUAAUACAGACCACUCAACAGUAUAAAAUA
Molecule: messenger RNA, 3152 nt
Organism: Topomyia yanbarensis
Lineage: Eukaryota; Metazoa; Arthropoda; Insecta; Diptera; Culicidae
Product: cytochrome P450 4d1-like
Exons: 5
Coding region: 68-1597 (509 amino acids)
Molecular function (GO): oxidoreductase activity, acting on paired donors, with incorporation or reduction of molecular oxygen; heme binding; iron ion binding
Source: RefSeq, a predicted model, not a curated record